GCCGCGGCCGCUGCGAGCGCUGCAGAUAGGAGACAAAAGAGGCACGAAGUUACUCUCGCAACUUGGACUUACAAAAACGAGGCGGCGGCCGGGGGGAAAAGCCGCCCGCGCUCGGGCUCUCGAGACUUUUUUCGUCGCUCUUCGCAUUUUUUCCCCGGCUCCCGCGACCGCCCCGGGGCCGGGCGCCGCCGAUGGCCGCGGCCCCCCGCGCCCGGCCGUGACGCCCGAGCGGGCCCCGCCGGGCGCCGCCGCCCCGGGGCCGGCCCCGCAUGCCGGGCGCUGCCCGCCGCCCCGCGCCGCUCCCCUCUAUGCGGCCGUAGGGCGCGCGGCGCGGCAGGGCUCACCAUGUCGAUGCUCCCGACUUUUGGCUUCACCCAAGAGCAAGUGGCCUGCGUCUGCGAGGUGCUCCAGCAAGGCGGCAACAUCGAGCGGCUGGGGCGGUUCCUCUGGUCCCUCCCUGCCUGCGAGCACCUCCACAAGAACGAGAGCGUCCUGAAGGCCAAGGCGGUGGUGGCCUUCCACCGGGGCAACUUCCGCGAGCUCUACAAGAUCCUGGAGAGCCACCAGUUCUCGGCGCACAACCACCCCAAGCUGCAGCAGCUCUGGCUGAAGGCGCACUACAUCGAGGCGGAGAAGCUGCGGGGGCGACCCCUAGGGGCGGUGGGCAAGUACCGGGUGCGCCGCAAGUUCCCGCUGCCCCGCUCCAUCUGGGACGGCGAGGAGACCAGCUACUGCUUCAAGGAGAAGAGCCGCAGUGUCCUCCGAGAGUGGUACGCCCACAACCCCUACCCGUCCCCCCGCGAGAAGCGGGAGCUGGCCGAGGCCACCGGCCUCACCACCACCCAGGUCAGCAACUGGUUCAAGAACCGCCGGCAGCGGGACCGCGCCGCCGAGGCCAAGGAAAGGGAAAACAACGAGAAUUCCAACUCCAACAGCCACAACCCGCUCUCGGCGUCAAUGAACGGGAAUAAGACAGUUUUGGGGAGCUCAGAGGACGAGAAGACGCCGUCAGGGACCCCGGAUCACACCUCCUCCAGCCCCGCUCUGCUGCUCAGCUCCAACCCCGGGCUGCAGCCCCUGCACGGCCUGGGCCACCCCCAGGGCCCCAGCGCCAUCCCCGUGCCCAGCGCCGACCCCAUGCACCACCACAGCUUGCAGGACUCCAUUCUCAACCCCAUGUCAUCUAACUUGGUCGAUCUGGGCUCUUAAAACCCUGUACACGCUCACUCCUUCGCACCAGCCCUCCUUUCCUCAAUUUUUCCUAUUAUUUUUUUUUUCCUUAAUCUUACCAGGGACUUUGAAAGCAAUGACAAACACCUUAGUGGAAGUGUUGUGCC
This is a messenger RNA of Passer domesticus (house sparrow), 1337 nucleotides long. RefSeq names its product SIX homeobox 2 (gene SIX2). The coding region runs from base 346 to 1209 and encodes 287 amino acids. Lineage: Eukaryota; Metazoa; Chordata; Aves; Passeriformes; Passeridae. Gene Ontology annotation, molecular function: RNA polymerase II cis-regulatory region sequence-specific DNA binding; DNA-binding transcription factor activity, RNA polymerase II-specific. Gene Ontology annotation, cellular component: transcription regulator complex; nucleus. The transcript has 2 exons. Gene Ontology annotation, biological process: regulation of transcription by RNA polymerase II. The record is from RefSeq and is a predicted model, not a curated record.